Messenger RNA from Symbiodinium sp. CCMP2456, 271 nucleotides. NCBI's taxonomy places the organism in Eukaryota, Dinophyceae, Suessiales, Symbiodiniaceae. The record is from the annotation of a GenBank genome assembly.
GUGGGAAAGUCGCUGGCGGCGUGCGUGCUCUUCCACAGAUUCGUUUGGCAGGGUCAGCUCCUCCACCGUUCCAUUGGGCGUGCGGCAGCGAUGGGCACGGCAUCAUUGGAGGAUCAGUACACGCUACAUCUUACGGCCAGAACCUUUUUGGCGCCACGUCUGCUCCCAGGAGGAUGUCGGCGAGGAUCGCUUUCUUCAUGUUGGUGGCGAGCUCAUGGAUUGCAUCGAUCGGGCCUACGGCCGAUUUGCCAACGGUGUCCCUGCUGCGUGA